UCUUUUCCUGGACCAAUCUGCUUCACCAGAGCUCAGGAAGUGGUUAUUCAACACCGCCUUUAUUACAUCCUGCCACAGUACCUGUGCAGCGUGCCACGAAAACGUGAUUAAGAUCAGUCGCCAUAUCGAAUGUAAAAGUGGAACAGCUGGUAGCGGUUUUACAGCGCUGGGAUCUGAUCGUGAAGAUCUGGUCGGCCGGCGUAGCCCCCGAAAUGGAACCGGAACAGGAUCAUGAUAGCGUCGUAAGGGACAGCAACGUUUUCUUAUCGCCGUUUGUAUCGGUUGGAGCAUGCUUUGUGAUAUCCGUUAUCUACGUGGCUAGUUUAUAUGUAUGGAACUCGAAGCAUGACCGCGACCACCCUUCAACCAUAAAACGACGUUUUUUCAGUGUGUUUGUAGUAAUGAUCAUAGCGCCGUUCUUCGUGCUAACCCUUUCCAGUAGGGACGUGUUGCAACACUACAGCAUGUGGCAGAUCAUGGGUUUUCGGGAGGAGGGCUUGCUCACCGCAACAUUGGUGCCACUGUUACUAACGGUGGUCCUGUUCCUCGGGCCCCUUAGCGUCCAGCUGUCGAACGGCGUGUGGCGCAUAUACUCAGAACCGAUGUACUGGCUGAACGCGGUGCGCAAUUUGGUCUGGCUGCGGAACCACGUCGUUGCCCCGCUGUCCGAGGAGUUCACAUUUCGUGCCUGCAUGUUACCGUUGCUACUGCAAACGUUUCGGCCGUCGAUUGCCAUGCUCAUAACGCCGCUACUGUUCGGGCUGGCCCACUUGCAUCAUAUCAGGGAGCGGCUCAAGAAUGGCCGUCCAUUGCGGGAGGUGUUGAUAGUUUCAUUUUUUCAAUUUUUCUACACCACCAUCUUUGGUAUUUAUUCGGCAUACCUAUUCGUACGGACGGCGCAUUUCGUUGCGCCGUUUGUUGUGCACGCCUUCUGCAACCACAUGGGGUUCCCGGACGUACAAGAGGUGCUCUCGCAACCGGAUCAUAGAAAGUACCUAUUUUUUGCCUUCUAUGUGCUGGGGCUCAUCGGAUGGAUCGUUCUCCUACCCACACUGACCACACCCAGCUGGUACACUAAUAACCUAUUCUGGGCGAUCAAACUCUAGAGAAAGUUGAGACAAUAGUAUAACACUAAGAAAUUGCCCUUGCUCCCGUUGGUGCCAUUAUAGAAGUAUCAUGAAGUGACGGAUGGGUCUACCCUUUCGUUUGUAAACUGUUAUGUGUUCAGUGCUAAUCACACUAAAAUAGCUAAAUCAAUCGUACGAUAGACUGUAUGUUUCACAUAAACGUCCCCUUCUUAUUUAAACAAAUAUCCCUAUUUAAUACAAUCUUCUGCGUUACUUCAUUGCUUAAACUUUGUAGUUAACAGAGUGGUCCCACUCAAAUGAUAAAACGUUUGAACAGAGACGGAUACGUAAUUGGAAACUAUUUUCUGUACCGGAAAAGGUACUACGACAUGCUGCCCAGAUAUAAGUCCUAAUUUUGGCAGGAUACGAAAUACGAAUGAUAUCCACACAAUAGUGCCCUUCGAAUUGGUGAAUACAAUAUGUAAACGCUUACUCGUGAUAGUGAUAAUUGCACGGAUUUAUAGGCUUUUUAUCUUGAAAUAAACUAAAAUUGCUCAUUGAUUUCAA
This is a messenger RNA of Anopheles coustani, 1634 nucleotides long. RefSeq names its product CAAX prenyl protease 2 (gene Sras). The record is from RefSeq and is a predicted model, not a curated record. Gene Ontology annotation, cellular component: endoplasmic reticulum membrane. NCBI's taxonomy places the organism in Eukaryota, Metazoa, Arthropoda, Insecta, Diptera, Culicidae. Gene Ontology annotation, biological process: CAAX-box protein processing. The transcript has 2 exons. The coding region runs from base 213 to 1106 and encodes 297 amino acids. Gene Ontology annotation, molecular function: metalloendopeptidase activity.